This is a messenger RNA of Callorhinus ursinus (northern fur seal), 4382 nucleotides long. It is a transcript of the gene TSPAN11, whose product is annotated as tetraspanin 11. NCBI's taxonomy places the organism in Eukaryota, Metazoa, Chordata, Mammalia, Carnivora, Otariidae. The record is from RefSeq and is a predicted model, not a curated record. Gene Ontology annotation, cellular component: plasma membrane.
GCCGGGCCGCCCGCACGCUGACGCUCUCCCGCUGGGAGGGCCCGGAGCGCCGCCGCGCCUCCCGAGGCUCCCGCUCCCGUCGCUGCGUGCGGAGCCCGGCGGCCCGAGGAGCCCGGCCCAGCAACCAUGGCCCAUUACAAGGCCGAGCAGGACGACUGGCUGAUUGUCUACCUGAAGUAUUUACUCUUCGUCUUUAACUUCUUCUUCUGGGUGGGCGGGGCCGCCGUCAUGGCCGUGGGCGUCUGGACCCUGGUGGAGAAGAGCGGCUACCUCAGUGUCCUGGCCUCCAGCACCUUCGCCGCGUCCGCCUACAUCCUCAUCUUCGCAGGGGCCCUUGUCAUGGUGACGGGCUUCCUGGGCUUCGGCGCCAUCAUCCGGGAGGACAGGAGCUGCCUCUCCACGUAUUUCUGCCUGUUGCUGGUGAUCUUCCUGGUUGAGCUGGUGGCAGGGGUCCUGGCCCACAUGUACUACCAGAGGCUCAGUGAUGAACUGAAGCAGCACCUGAGCCGGACUCUGGCUGAGAACUACAGGCAGCCCGGGGCCUCCGACCUCACAACGUCAGUAGACCGUCUCCAGCAGGAUUUCAAGUGCUGUGGGAGUAACAGCUCCGCCGACUGGCAGCACAGUGCCUACAUCCUGUCUCGGGAGGCCGAGGGCCGCCGGGUGCCCGACAGCUGCUGCAAGACGGUGGUGGCACGCUGUGGCCAACGGGCCCACCCCUCCAACAUCUACAAGGUGGAGGGAGGCUGCAUCACCAAGCUGGAGCAGUUCCUGGCUGACCACCUGCUGCUCAUGGGGGCGGUGGGCAUCGGAGUGGCCUGUCUGCAGAUCUGCGGGAUGGUUCUCACCUGCUGCUUGCACCGGAGGCUCCAGCUGCAUUUUUACUAAUGGCCAACUGCGUCCCCCUCCAACAGCCCCUCACAAGGACAGGUGCCCAGAUCCCAUCUUCCAGGCCUGCAGAGUCAGCCCCAGCUUGCCUAGAAACUCCCAGAAACUGCCCCUACUCUGUGCCCAGCCCCUUCAGGCCCGCCAGGUGCCCAAGACCCUGACUCCUGUGGUUCCCACCCAGGCCGGGGGCCCUCAGCCCCCUCCCUCCACUUCCAAGUGCUCAGUGCCAGGAUCCCCGAGCAGGGGACCCAUCCGCCAGCACCCCUCACCAGCAGUGGGGGGCCCGUGGACUGCAGGAGGGUGACAAUCAGACCCUCUGCUCCCUCCCAGCUUCGGAAACGAAAAUGAAGGUCUGAAGACCCCAGCCCCUCUGGGACUCCUCCUUGCAUUGGGCCCGUGAGCUCCCCAUUGGUGCUGAGCACCCCUCCUCUUGUUCUGCUUGGUGUCCUUUUCUCUCCCCACUGGGAGAUACUUAGGGUGGGGCAGUUAGGGUCAGCUCUGCCCCCAGAAGACCCAGUCCUUUGAUGUGCCCACCCCCACACCUUCUCACCUGGAAGGGAGUGUCCUUGAUGGCCUGGUUCCUUCCCUCAGGGCCCGGCAGUGGAGAGGUCUGGGGUGAGGACCCUGGAGCUGGGGUUGGGCAGUGGUGGGCUCGUGGCACUGCCAGGGAGGGGACCAAGGCAGGUAAGGUGGCCACCACACCGCAUGCUGCCCCAGGACCCUGUGCACUGCCCAGAAGCCAUCCCUGGGGAGAGGUCCCCCAGGAGACCAUGGCCUUGAGCCCCAGUCCGCAGUUAAUAGGCCCCUCAGGGAUCUCCUCUCUAUGGCCUGAUUCUCAGGAGUGCCAGGUUUUUAAAAUGAUCUCCAGCUCUUAAUGUUGGUGGGAGUGAAAACCCCUUCCUGAUUAGGCCAUAUCACAGACCCUGCAAAGCUGGAGCCAUGGAGAAGGUGCAGCUCUGAGUAGAGGGGUGCUCUGUCCUGAAACCCGUUUUUCCUGGGCCCACAGUCCCUGACCACAUGGCCACCACUGAGCCGCCUCCAGGAGCCCUCGCUCCGCUUCCCAGAGUGAAUACAGUCCCUUUCUUUGGUUCUCCCUUGCUUCUCUGAAUCAGGCAGGGGAUUUUUCAGGAAGAACUUUCUCAAAUACUAAGGGAGAACGGAACAAAAAGAAAACCCUGGAAAAUGCAGAGUACAGACUCUGGCGGUUUUCCAAAGAACAAGUGUUAACCUGGAAGUCAGCCACAGGGACCCCCUGCCCCCCAAGUAGCUGUUCCAAGUGGGUAGCCCGGAGCCAGAGAAAUCCACACCCGGCUCCCGUACCUUCCAGGUCCCGUGCUGCCCUGCUGGGGACCCUCUUACACCCCACCAUGAGAGGGUGGCCCCUUGUUGAUAAGAUCAAGCCAAGAAAGGCCACACCUUGCCUCCCAACUCAUUCCAGGCCCCAGUGUGAUGAGCGCAGCUCUUGGUAACCUGUGUCAGUCCUGGGUGAAGGGUGUUCUCUCCCACACACAGGUCACUGCUGCCCCCAAACAGCCCCCAACUGGACAGACACUGUGCCCCCUCAGAACACAGAUUACGCCCACGCGCAGAGGGAAGACCAGCUUCCCAGGGCAGGUGGCCUCCCCGACCAAGGGGGUCCUCCAGGGGCUACCGGAACCCCGGCUGGCUUAUCCGCUCUACCCUCAGGGCCCUGGGGUUGCUGAUGCAGACUCAUUAACAGGGAGACCAGCUUUCCAGCAAUCCUGGACUGCACCAAGGCCGGAAGAAACGGUACUGGGACUAUCUUUGGUGCCCUCCAACUUCCUGGGAGUCAUGCAGACAAUCGAGAAAUGAUGGACCCCCAAGCUCUCUGCAGGGCUAGGCGGCAGACUGCUGGGUCUUACCAAGGGAGGGCUGAAGGAGAGCCGUGUUCUUCCUUGGAGGGGCCCGCGGGAGGCAGUGAUGCCCGGGGAGGGGCCGGGUCCUGUGGUACCUGCCAACCCCUGCUGGAGUCACCGCACUCUUGACUGAGGUCAGUGGGGCUUGUGGAGGUGGGACAGGGUGACCGGCCCCCGCGUGGGGUUAGGCCGCCCGGGUGGAGGGCGGGAUUAGCUGUGAUUCUACCCUGGGCACCGUCCCACCCCGACGGCUGCUGGAGGACGGAUGGUCCAAGCUGCAGAGACAGAAGGGCCCAGAGCUUUAGACAACGCUGAUCUGCUUGUUCGUGCCCACAGCCCGGGACGGGAGGCAGGGUUAGAGGGAACGGAGGCCCAGGAUAUACGGCGGGCUCCGGCUCGGGACACGCCGAAGGCGGGAGUCUGGAGCCCAGGAGGUGCCCGCCUGGCCUGAGAGGAUGCGGAUCUGCGCCCAGGGCGCUGCGUGGAGGCAGUGGUGCUCGCGCGUUCCUCGGGGAGAGGGAGAAGGGCGCGCAGGACUGUCGCACGCCGCCCGCAGCGGGUGUGUGAGCACACCGGGACCCAGAAAAGCCAGCAUUCUGUCGAGGUCGGGCCACGGCAGCUGCUGGAAGCCACAAGCCGGAGUCACCCAUCCUCGCCCUUCCCUCUGCCCGUGCGCUGGGGCAGCCACCCUGAGAGGGAUGGCCUGUCCCCACUCGGGAUGACCCGUUUUGUUCAUUUCACUCGUUCCUUUUCCUGGGGAAGCAGGAAUGAAACUCGGCCUUUGGUGAGGGGAUAAGGCUUGCUUAAAAUGUUCAUGACCUCUCCUUUCUUCUCCCUACCCCUCCCAACAGCCUUGCCCCAAGUCUAGGGGCCCCUCUGGCCUCGCCACAGGGGAGCGUCCAGGGCCUGGUGGUCACUGAGGGCCGACUGUGUGCUCAGAAUGUGUUAGUCCCCUAAGUGCUUUCUCUCAUAGCGAUCGCUGCAAGAAGGUACUAUUGUCCCACUCCACAGGCGACAAAAUUAAGGCUCAGAGCUGUUAAGAGAUUGGCCGGUCAGUGGCCGUGGCUGCUGUCCUGCACCCCGACCGGGUGGAAGCAAGGGGAGCUGGGAGCCCCCGCUGCUCGGCGUCCUCCGGCUCUCCAUCUGCGCAGUAAGCUGUCAGGCUGAUGUUCAGGAACAGCGUGGCCCUCGAGGGGCACUGUCCAAUAGCAGCGGCCUGGCCCCCCUUCCCAGAGCGGCUGGAACCAUCCAUCAGCCGCGGCGCCCGUGAGCCCUGCGCAUCUGCACCCAGCAGAGAGGCCUGGCUUCUUUCCCCCUGACAGCCAGGCGGUGUGGUGGCUCAGGCUGCAGGCAGGGGCCCCGGGGACCACCGCUCAGGGCAGGGGCCAGCCCAUCACCUCGGGUGCCAGCGCUGACACCGAGUGAGAGCAGACCAGACCUCAGCAAUGGGAACCCGAACACGGCGUGUGGAAUCUCAUGCCCCGGUGGAGAUCACAUCUGGGGGCACGCAGGGCUGGCGAGAGUGCGGGGAACCCCUCUCCUUGCCCCAUGUGGGGCCCAGGAGAAAAGUCUCAGGUCACAAGCACUCACAGCCACCCUGGGUGGGGAGGAGGCUCC